CUUCAUGAGCUGUGGGUGAUCAGACCCUCCUCUUCAUCUUCAUUUCCAUCACUCCAUCAUUACGGAGAAUUUUGUUUUUUGUUGAAUUGAAUAGACAUUAAAACCUCUUUGCAUCUGAGCAGCAUUUAUAACUCCUUUCACCAGAUUUGUGAUGUAUUGAGAGAACUUUUGGAAACUUUUGGGAGUUUGAUUGAUUUAUGGUCGGCUGAUACUGGAGUGAAGAUGUCGGUCAGGCGUUUGGCAGCAGCCGCUCUCCUAACACUCACAGUACUGGCAUCAGUGAGAGCGCAAGUAAUGCCUCCUUCAGACUUGAGGUUUAAAAUUUUAAACGAAAACACAGUACAAAUGACAUGGAAACAACCUCUGACAAGGAUCGAGGGCUUCAGAAUACAAGUAAUGUCCAGUACAGAUGAAACUAUUCAAGAAUUCACACUGCCUGCAACAUCGACCAAAACCUCCAUCAAAGAUCUGACUCCUGAUGUGGAUUAUGUUGUUACGAUAAAUUCAUAUUCUGGAGCAGAUGAGAGUUUACCGAUUUCUGGUCAAUUAACAAUCCAGUCAAGCGGUUUUGAGGGAGGCCCCAGGAAACCUCAAGUCUCAGAUGCCAUCAAAUGCUCUGUAAGUGCCAUCGCUGACCUGGUCUUCUUGGUGGACGGCUCUUGGAGUGUCGGCCGGGAGAAUUUCAAAUUCAUCCGUGGUUUUAUAGCAGCCAUGGCUGGGGCGUUUGACCUCGGAGAGGAUAAGACCAGAGUGGGUGUGGUCCAGUACAGCACCGACACCAGAACUGAGUUUAACCUGAACCAGUACUUCAAACGUGCCGAGCUGCUCAGAGCCAUUAACAAUCUGCCAUACAAGGGCGGCAAUACCAUGACAGGUGAUGCUCUGGAUUAUCUGCAGAAAAACAUGUUCACAGAGGCGUCUGGUUCCCGGAAAGGAUUCCCCAAAGUGGCUGUAGUUAUCACAGAUGGAAAAUCUCAGGACCCUGUGGAGAUUUAUGCCAAAAAGUUGAAGAAUGCUGGUGUUGAAAUCUUCACCUUGGGAAUUAAAGAUGCAGAUGUGGAAGAAUUGAAUCAAAUGUCUUCCACGCCUUACAGGACACACGUUUACACAGUGCCAAACUUUGAUAUGAUUAAAGCUGUGGAGAAAUCGUUCAUUACGCAGGUGUGCACCAGUGUAGAUGAUCAACUCAACUCUCUGGCUAGCGGCGAGGAAGUUGUUGAACCAGCAUCAAACCUGCACGUCACAGAGGUUGCAUCCAAGUCUAUGCGUGUAACAUGGGAUGCGUCUAUAGGGGAGGUGACUGGAUACAAGAUACAACUGGUUCCUAUGAUGGCUGGUAGUAAACGUCAGGAGCUGUAUGUCGGUCCCACUCAGACCUCUGUGAACGUGAGAGAUUUGUCCCCUGACACUGAAUAUGAGAUAAGCCUGUUCGCACUCAGCGGUCUGACGCCCAGCGAACCGGUUUUGGCGAUGGAGAAAACCCAGCCUGUUAAAUUAUCAUUGGAAUGUUCUCUGGGUGUGGAUGUUCAAGCCGAUGUUGUUCUCCUGGUCGACGGCUCCUACAGCAUCGGACUGGCAAACUUCGCAAAAGUGCGAGCUUUCUUGGAAGUCCUGGUCAACACGUUUGAUAUCGGGGCUGACAAAGUUCAAAUCAGCUUGGUUCAGUACAGCCGAGACCCACACACUGAGUUCCAACUGAACACCCACCAUGACCUGAGCGCCGUCGUCAAAGCCGUAAGAACGUUUCCCUACCGCGGCGGGUCCACCAACACGGGCAAAGCGAUGACGUAUGUAAGAGAGAGAAUCUUUGUUCCUACCAAAGGCGCUCGUCCGAAUGUACCUCGCGUUAUGAUUCUGAUCACCGAUGGGAAGUCCUCAGAUGCCUUCAAAGACUCGGCGGCUCGGCUUAGGAACUCAGAUGUGGAGAUUUUCGCAGUGGGCGUGAAAGACGCUGUCCGAUCGGAGCUGGAGGCCAUCGCUAAUUCUCCAGCGGAGACCCACGUGUACACCGUAGAGGACUUUGAUGCCUUCCAGAGGAUUUCUAAUGAACUUACCCAGUCCAUCUGUCUGCGAAUUGAGCAGGAGCUUCUGAACAUUAAGAGGAAAAGUUUGACUGCACCUAGGUCUCUGACCUUCUCAGAGGUGACCUCCAGGAGUUUCAGAGCCUCAUGGAUAACUGAUGCCAUGGAUGUGCAGUCUUACCUCGUGCAGUACAGGCCUGCUGCGGACUCCGAUGCGAGCUACAUCUCCGUCUCUGUGCCUGGAGACACUCCUACAAAUGUCUUACACCACCUCACGCCUGUAACGAAGUAUGAAGUCAAAGUUUACGCCCAAUAUGAGAAGGGAGAAAGCUUUCCUCUAACUGACUUUGAGACCACGCUAGAAGAACAAGGAUCCGUGAACAACCUCAGAGUAUCUGAGGAGACCACCAACAGUUUCCGUGUCUCAUGGGGAGCAGCUCCAGGGGCCGUGGUGCGUUAUAGACUCACGUACGUCCCGGUCCAAGGGGAUACUGGCGUGCUAGAGACGGCAACAGCUGGCCCUGACACUACCAUCAUUCUGCAACAGCUUUACCCAGUCACCACCUACCGUGUCUCUGUGGCUGCCGAAUACUCAGCAGGCGUUGGGCCUCAGAUGCAAAUCGAUGGAACAACCAAAGAAGAACGUGGCUCUCCAAGAGACCUGCGUGUUUCUGAUGAGACGGUUUCCUCCAUGCAGCUGUCCUGGGUGGCAGCGCCAGGAAGGGUCCUUCAGUACCGUGUGUCUUACCAGCCUACAACGGGCGGUGAGAUGAAAGAGGUGACGGUUAAAGGUGAAACCACAGCGACAGUGCUGAAGAACCUGCAACCAGACACAGAGUACCGGCUGGCCGUGAAGGCACGCUACUCCUCCGGGUUUGGAGAUCCUCUGCAGGACACAGGAACCACUCUGGAGGAGUUGGGUUCCCCAAGAGACUUAAUAACCAGUGAUGUGACAGACACCAGCUUUAUGGCAUCAUGGACGGCUGCUCCAGGACGGGUGAGGGAGUAUCAUGUCCGCUGGAGGUCUCUCUUCUCAGAGGAGUCUGGGAAGAAGGUGGUGCCUGGAGAUGUGACCAGCACACUGCUAGAGAACCUCACGCCUGAAACACGCUAUCAGGUGUCUGUGUUCGCUUCUUAUGCCAGCGGUGAUGGAAAACCACUCAUAGGGGAGGAGACCACUGAUGCAUCUACGUCUGGCAAUAAAAAUUUAGUGGUGUCGGAUGAAACUGAGAGAACCAUGCGUGUGACAUGGCUACCUGCUCCAGGCCCUGUGGCCAGCUACAGGCUCACAUAUGUCCCUCAAGCCGGCGGUAAAGAGAUGACCAUCAAGGUUCCUGCCAAUGUGACCACCACCAUGCUGAGAAAACUGCAGCCUCUGACCACCUACGACAUCACUGUACAUCCCAUUUACAAACGAGGAGAAGGAAAAGCAAGGCAAGGAGUAGGAACCACACUGUCACCAUAUAAAGCCCCAAGAAACCUGCAAACCUCUGAGCCCACCAAGACGAGUUUCCGUGUGUCUUGGGACCCCGCUCCUGGUGCCGUACGUGGGUACAAAGUCACGUUCCAUCCCAGCGGUGAUGACAUUGAUCUGGGACAACUUCUUGUUGGACCUUACGACAACACAGUCGUUCUAGAGGAACUCAGAGCUGGAACUAAAUACUCUGUGGCUGUUUUUGGAAUGUUUGAUGGAGGUCAAAGUUUGCCUUUGGCUGGAGAGGAGAAGACCACCCUCUCUGAUGCACCUGAGCCUCCUCCUGUUGAGCCCUCAGAUGCUCAGUGUAAGACUACAGCCAAGGCUGAUAUCGUCCUGCUGGUGGAUGGAUCCUGGAGUAUCGGCCGUUUGAAUUUCAAAACAAUCCGAGCUUUUAUUGGUCGCAUGGUGGGCGUCUUUGACAUCGGCCCAGACAGGGUUCAAAUCGGUUUGGCUCAAUAUAGCGGGGAUCCCAAAACCGAGUGGCAUUUGAAUGCCCAUUCCACUCGUGAAUCCCUGCUAGAAGCGGUAACCAACUUACCCUACAAAGGCGGAAAUACAAUGACUGGUAUGGCCUUGAACUACAUCCUCCAGAACAACUUCAAACCAAACGUGGGUUUAAGACCCGAUUCUCGGAAGAUUGGUGUCCUUGUUACAGAUGGCAAAUCUCAGGAUGAGAUUGUAUUCAAUUCUCAGAAACUGCGUGACUCGGGCAUUGAACUCUAUGCCGUUGGUGUAAAGAAUGCAGAUGAAAAUGAGUUGCGAUCCAUUGCCUCCGACCCUGAUGAGAUCCACAUGUACAAUGUCAACGACUUCUCUUUUCUGUUGGACAUUGUGGAUGACCUCACCAACAACCUCUGCAACAGUGUUAAAGGCCCAGGAGGUGGCCCAGGGACGCCCACUGACCUAGUGACUUCAGAGGUGACACACUACUCAUUCCGUGCUACCUGGAUGCCACCUGACGAGCCAGUGGAGAGGUUCCGUAUUGAAUACGUCCCUGCCGCUGGAGGAACCCCUGAAGUACUGUUUGUUGAUGGCGAAGAAAACACAGUUGUCCUGCUCAACUUGACCCCCAUGACCGAGUACAUUGUCCAAGUUUUUGGUGUGAUUGGUGAGGAGAGCAGUGAGCCACUGAAAGGAACUGAAACCACAUUGCCCCUACCUGCCGUGACAAGCAUGACAGUGUAUGACGAGGCCCUGAUGUCUAUGCGGGUCAGGUGGGAGCUUGUGGGCGGGGCCAGUGGGUAUUUGCUGAUCUACAGCGCCAUCAAUGCCAGCGUGCCCUCUGGAAAGAUGGAGAUGCGAGUUGGUGCAGAUGUGAAUGACGUCCAGCUAUUGCAGCUGCUUCCAAACACGGCGUACUCCAUCUCCCUGUCCGCCCUGCACAGAGAUAUGCCCAGUGAACCGCUCAUCGACAGAGGAGUCACUUUGCCUCUGCCUACAGCUGGUGAGUUGAGGAUCAAUGAAGUCACUCAUAGCUCCAUGCGUCUCACUUGGGAUGCAGCUCCUGGAAAUGUCAGGAAGUACAUCAUCACAUAUAGGCGAGAGGACGGAGAACAGAAAGAGGUUGAGGUCAACGGUGACAUCACCACCCUGGUUCUGACCAGCCUCCGCUCACAGACGGAGUAUAGUGUUGACGUCACUCCCGUCUACGACGAGGGUUCAGGAACUCCAGUGCAUGGCACAGCAAUAACUGAUGUUGUUCCUGCGCCUAAGAACUUGAGGUUUUCUGAGGUGACCCAGACGUCAUUUAGAGUCACGUGGGAGCAUGGAGCACCAGAUGUUGCACUGUAUCGCAUCGGUUGGACCAAGAAGGGAGAGAACGACUUCAAAUAUGAUAUCCUGAGUCGUGAGGAGAUUACACAAGUUCUAACGGAAUUAGACCCAGACACACCGUAUGACGUCACCAUCACAGCCAUCUAUCCCGAUGAGUCAGAGAGCGAGGACCUGAUGGGAACCCAACGCACAUUUUCAAAGAUCAUUUCAUCUGUGCCGACUGGACCACCACAAAACCUCCAGGUCUUCAACGCCACCACUACCACUCUAACAGUGAAAUGGGACCACGCUUCAGGCCCGGUCCAGAACUACAAAGUCACCUACCAGCCCGUUGCGGGUGGAAAGUCACUGUCUGUUCAGGUUGGUGGAAAGAAGAACAGUGUUAUUCUUCAGAAGUUGACUCCUAAUACGCCAUAUUCCAUCACGGUGGCCGCCGUCUAUCGAACUGGAGAGAGCAAAGAUAUUUCUGGCCAGGGAAAGACAAAGCCUUUAGGAGGAGUGAAAAACCUGCAGGUGCUCAACCCCACAAUGACAACGCUGAACGUCCGUUGGGAACCAGCAGAAGGAAAAGUGAAGGAAUAUAAGGUUGUCUACGUGCCUGCGGCUGGUGGUGCCGAAAGCAUGGUAGGACUGGAGCAGGUAUCUGCCACCACUACGACCACAGUUCUGAGAGGCCUUCAGUCCGAUACUCUCUACACUGUCACCUUGAUUCCUGUUUAUGCUGAGGGAGAUGGACAGAGAAUGUCUGAGAAUGGAAAAACAAGGGCCUUGGGUGGUGUGAAGAACCUGAGGAUAACUGACCCUACCAUGACCUCAUUGAAUGUCAAAUGGGAGCCUGCGGAUGGGGCCGUGCGCCAGUACAAGAUUUUCUUCGUCCCUGCAGCUGGAGGAACUGAAGCAAUGGAACAAGUACCUGGGGCUCAGACUAACAUAGUUUUACGAAACCUGACCCCUGAUACUAUCUACACUGUGUCUGUGGUUCCAGUGUAUCCCGCCACAGAGGGCAGACGUCAGUCUGAGAAUGGAAAGACCUUGCCUCUUGGAGGUGUUAGAAACAUCCGUAUUACCAACCCCACCUUCACAACACUCACCGCCACCUGGGAAGCUGCUGAUGGAAAUGUGCAGGGGUACAAAGUGUUAUAUGUGCCCACCAACGGAGGAACAGAGCUCAUGGAGCAAGUAUCUGAGAGCACAACAACAUUAGUGUUGAAAAAACUCCUGCCAGACACCAUGUACACAGUGACUGUAGUGCCGGUGUUUGCUGAAGGAGACGGACCUCAACUCUCAGAGAAGGGAAAGACCAAACCUUUGGGUGGCGUGAGGAACCUGAUGGUGACAGAUCCGACUAUCAGCACCUUGAACGUCCGCUGGGAGCCGGCAGAAGGCACUGUUCGGGAAUAUAUUGUAAUUUAUGUUCCUGCUGGUGGUCAAGAUCAAGAAGUGGAUCAAGUGUCUGGAACCACAACCUUUACUGUUCUGAAGAACUUAGAGCCCGACACAACUUACACUGUGACUGUGGUGCCGGUCUAUGCUGAAAUGGAGGGCAAACCUCUUUCAGAGAAUGGCAAAACAAGACCAUUGGGUGGAGUUCACAACCUUCAGGUCACCGAUCCCACCAGCAGCACCCUCUCGGUGCGAUGGGAGCAUGCUGAUGGAAACCCCCGAAAUUACAAGGUUUUCUACGUUCCACAGCCUGGAGAUGAUGAAAAGAUGGAACUAGUUUCCGGUGGCACGACAAGCACCAUCCUGCGUAAUCUUAACGCCAACACGGUAUACAAGGUCACAUUGUUGCCUAUGUAUGAAAACGAUGUAGAAGGAAAACGUCAGUCUGACAAUGGAAAGACAAAACCUAUGGGAAGUGUGAAGAACCUACAGGUGACGGACCCAACUGUGAACUCUUUGAGGGUGCGAUGGGACCCGGCCGAUGGAGAUGUCCGUCAAUACAACAUCAUCUAUGUGCCUGUUGCCGGAGGUGCUUCCAGCACGACCCAAGUGUCUGGGAUGUCGACCAAUACUAUUCUAAGGAACCUGCAGCCAGACAUGGAGUACAGAGUUACCGUAGUGCCAGUUUACGCCGAUGCCGAAGGAAAGAAACAGUCCGACAAUGGAAAAACAAAGCCUCUGGGUGGAGUGAAGAACCUGCAGGUCACCGAUCCCACAACCAACUCAUUGAAGGUGCGCUGGGAGCCAGCUGAGGGUAACGUCCGGCAGUAUAGAAUCUUCUAUGUGCCAGCGUCUGGUGGUGCUGAAGACAUGGAGCAAGUCUCUGGAGGAACAACCAACACUGUCCUGAGGAACCUUCUGUCAGACACGGUCUAUACUGUGACUGUGGUGCCUGUUUAUCCAGAGGGAGAUGGACUCCGUCAAUCUGAGAAAGGAAAAACUCUUCCACGUUUCCCUCCCAGAAACAUUGUGGUCUACAACCCGACUCCCAACAGCCUUAAUGUGCGCUGGGAGCCCGCCUCGGGCCUGGUGCAGCAGUACAAGGUCACCUAUGCCCCACUGAGUGGCAUCCGGCCUCUUGAAUCGGUUCUCGUUCCAGGAAAUGUCAACAAUGCUUUCCUGGAUCAACUCAUCCCGGAUACUCCGUACUCAGUGAGCGUAAUGGCCAUGUACGCAGACGGACAAGGCCCGGGAAUUGAUGGGAAAGGAAAAACACUACCGCGAGCUGGACCCAGAAACUUGCGAGUCUUCGAAACCACCACGAGCACGAUCAGCAUCGGCUGGGAUCACGCAGAGGGUCCUGUGCAACAAUAUAAGAUUGCGUAUGCGCCAUUGACAGGGGAUCCCAUCACAGAAUUUAGUGCUGUUCCUGGCAACAGAAAUAAUGCUAUCCUUCAAAACCUGCUUCCCGACACGCCGUACAACAUCACAGUGACAGCGAUUUAUGCUGAAGGACCUGGUGGAUCUCUGAAUGGAAACGCAAGGACACUUGGCCUGCUGGCCCCUCAGAAUCUGCGGGUCUCGGACGAGUGGUACACACGCUUCCGUGUGUCCUGGGACCCGGCGCCAUCUCCGGUCAUGGGUUACAAACUAGUCUACCAGCCAACAGAUAAGGAUGAGUCUUUGGAGGUGUUUGUUGGUGAUGUCACCACCUAUACACUUCACAAUCUGCUGCCUGGCACCACGUAUGAUGUUCAGGUGUACGCCCAGUACGAUGGCGGUGUGAGCAAAGCCCUCUUAGGACAAGGAACAACAUUGUACCUCAAUGUCACCAACCUGGAGUCAUAUGACGUCGGCUACGACAGGUUCUGCAUUAAAUGGACACCUCACCGCGCCGCCACGUCUUACAGAAUCAAGCUGAACCCUCUGGAUCCCUCAGCUAAAGGUCAGCAGGAGAUCACCAUCACGGCCGCUCAGAGUCAAUACUGUUUCGAGGGCUUGAGUCCAGACUCUCUCUACAAUGCUACUGUGUUCGUCCAGACGCCCAAUCUAGAGGGACCCGGAGUCAGUACCAAAGAACGCACCCGUGUCAAACCAACACCUGUGCCAACAAAACCACCCACACCCCCUCCACCACCCACCAUACCACCUGGUUGGGCGGUUUGCAAAGGAGCCAAGGCAGAUGUGGUUUUCCUGAUUGAUGGCUCAUGGAGUAUUGGAGAUGACAGUUUCAACAAAGUUGUCAAGUUUGUCUUCAGCGUCGUCGGAGCCUUUGAUGUCAUUGGUCCAUCAGGAAUGCAGGUUUCAUUCGUGCAGUACAGCGAUGAUGCAAAGACGGAGUUCAAACUUAAUGCAUAUAAUGACAAGGGCAUGCUGCUUUCUGCUCUCAAACUCAUUCGCUACAGGGGAGGAAACACUAAGACAGGUGUUGCACUGAAGCAUGUGUACGAGAAGGUCUUCACUGUAGAAAGUGGAAUGAGGAGAAACGUGCCGAAAGUUGUUGUUGCUGUAACAGAUGGACGUUCUCAAGAUGAUGUGCAAAAGAAUGCUGCUAAACUACAGCAUGCUGGUUACAGUGUGUUUGUGGUCGGCGUAGCCGAUGUGGACUUUGUCGAGCUGCAGAACAUUGCGAGCAAACCGAGCGAACGUCACGUCUUUGUGGUGGACGACUUUGACGCCUUCUCCACCAUUCAGGACAAUCUGGUCACGUUCAUUUGUGAAACGGCAACAUCCUCCUGCCCAUUGAUCUAUGUCAAUGGAUUCACAUCGCCAGGAUUCAGAAUGCUGGAAGCCUUCAAUUUGACUGAAAAGGUGUACGCUAGCACCAAGGGUGUGUCUAUGGAACCUGGUUCUUUCAACAGUUACACCGCCUACAGACUCCACAAGAACGCUUUCCUGAAUCAGCCUUCAUUGUAUAUUCAUCCGGAUGGUCUACCGUCCACAUUCACCAUCAUUCUGACAUUCCGACUGUUGCCUGACUCGCCGACUGAGGCCUUCGAUAUCUGGCAGGUGUCGGACAAGAACUACAAACCUGAGACUGGUGUCACCAUUGACCCAUCCGGUCAAGCUGUGUCAUUUUACACUAAGGACACAACAGGCGAGAUCCAACGUGCCACAUUUAAAAACGAUCAUGUGAAGAAGAUUUUCCAUGGAAGCUUCCACAAGCUCCACAUCCUGGUGUCUCCCAAGAGCGUCAAACUGCACGUGGACUGUCAGGAAGUGGCUGAGAAAGAGAUUAAGUCAAGAGGAAACAUAUCGAAAGAUGGAUAUCAAGUGCUCGGAAAGAUGUCGAAAUCUAUUGGAUCUAAAGGGGAGUCGGCAACAUUCCAGCUCCAGAUGUUUGACAUUGUGUGCAGUCUCGGUUGGACCAGCAGGGACCGAUGCUGUGACAUUCCUUCAAUGAGAGAUGAAUCCAAGUGUCCAGCUCUCCCCAACGCCUGCCAAUGCACCUCAGACAGUACGGGGCCCCAGGGCCCUCAGGGCCCAGUGGGUGCACCGGGAAGCAAAGGACCUCGUGGUGAGAAAGGAGAUGCAGGUCAAGUUGGUCCAGUUGGGCAGCGUGGAGACAUGGGUUUGCCUGGUCCGAUGGGCCUUCCAGGACCACAGGGCCCCAGCGGGCUCUCCAUCCCAGGCGAGGCUGGUCGUCCAGGUCCAAAGGGAGAUCCGGGUGAUGCUGGCUUACCUGGACAGAAAGGUCCACCGGGACCAGCUGGAGCUGUUGGGCCUGUUGGACCGGCGGGAAUACGGGGACCCCCAGGCAAGGAAGGGCAAGUGGGACCCAGAGGCCCUCAAGGACCUAUGGGACCCCCAGGAGCCCCAGGAAUGCAAGGACAUUCUGGAAAGCCUGGAAAACCCGGAGACACAGGUGUUCCGGGACGUUCGGGGGUUAAAGGAGACAAAGGAGAACGAGGAGACAUUGCAUCACAGAGCAUGAUGCGCUCCAUCGCCAGACAAGUUUGCGAACAGCUUGUGAACGGGCAAAUGGGUCGAUUCAACGAAAUGCUAAACCAGAUCCCCAGUAACUAUCACAGCAACACUCCUGGGCCCGCUGGUGCCCCUGGACAACCCGGACCCCAGGGACCACGUGGAGAGCCCGGUCGGAUAGGCAGAAAUGGCCUGCCAGGAAGUCCAGGGUUGCCUGGUCCCCAGGGAGAACGAGGGCUGACUGGAGAGAAAGGAGACAGAGGAAGUCCAGGCAAUGGAGAGAGGGGACAAAGAGGUGCCACCGGACCACCUGGCCCACCAGGUGAGUCCAGAACUGGUCCUCCUGGUCCCAGCGGUUCCCCUGGCAACCGUGGUCCACCCGGUCGCAACGGUGUCGCCGGAGUACGGGGUCCACCCGGCCCACCGGGCUACUGUGAUUCCUCUCAGUGUGUCGGUAUUCCGUAUAACGGACAGGGUUACAGAGGUUCAUAAACUUUCUAAAGCACCUGUGCUGCUUACACUUUGAAAUCCUGAGAAAAGUCACGUGUUAUUGGGCUCUGUGCGGAUAGCCACCACGGAGAUGAUUAAACGAACACUAUUGAACGAAAACAAACAAACAAACAAAACAAGAUUACGAUCUGCGGAUGGGUACUAACAACAACUCACAGCCACGGGCAUCAGUGACGGCAGCCAAAACAAAUGAAAGCAAACAGUCGGCUGGGGACGCAUGAACGAAACACGCAAAAACAAACACAAGCAACCACAACAAUUACUAACCAGGUGGAUCUGUAGCCAAAACAACUGUCAUUUAGCAUGUUAACGCAAAGAUUUUUGUUUAUUUCUGUAAAUAAACUAAUCAUGCCUAGUAAAUGGAUCCCAAACCACUAAAUAUUAGUUUUAACCCUCGUAGUGAGCUUGUGCGUUGUAUUCUGCUGCUUUGCUGAAUGCCGACACCAGUGCCUCUCUCUUUUUAUUUUUUUUACUAUGUGCCUUAAGUGAUCGUACAGAUUUUUGCUCAGGGCCAAAUUUGAAGCACGCAUCUUUUUGUACAUAAGAUCCCAGAGGUUUCUUUCUUUUAGUUUGAAUUCUCUGUGUACACAGUUAUAGGAUUAGUCCUCCUUCAAUUGACUAAGUUAUGGACUGAAUUAUUAUCUGAAUGUGCUUGUGUUUGUAUUCUUCAUUUUAGUUCUCAUGUAGGUAUUUUUGGAAGGCAAAAAUGCCCAUAUCAGCAGCUAUUUGUUUUAAUAGACAGAUGUUUCCCAUGAUUGCCAGUGUCUUUAUAUAUACACAGUUGGAUCAAAAAGUCUGAGAACACAUAACAAAUCUGGGACUUUUUUUUUUUUUUUUUGGUUUGGUUUGUUUUGUUUUCAUUUAAAUAUGGAAAUAAACUGUUUUAUGAUUUUAAAAUAAACACUGUAAGACAAUUCAUGACAAAAAAAUGAAUCAUUCAGAUUCUGUACCUUUUCUAGUUCACUAAUCACAUGUCAGCAAAUUUGUGACAUUAACCAUGUUAACUCCUUGUAGAAAAGAUCAGACUUCCUUGAAACACACCAGAUGCUCUGUGGAACAUUCUCAAAUCCGCAAAAGUCUCGUUAAAACAUUUUUCACACUCUUAUUCGUUUUUAAAUUGAUCUACUAACAAUGUCCAACAGUGUAUGUACAUGAAUCACAGGUGAUUUAUGUCAUUUGUUUUUUCUUAAAGAAAAUUUUCACCACAUCUUAAAUUCUGUAUUGUGUUUAAUAGAAUUCUGUGGGGAAAAUAACACUGAUGGAAAUGAAAUGUUUAAUGUGUUUGAAAUAAAAUGACGGACUUCUUUGUCUUGCUAAGGCUAAUUUCAUAUCUAACAUUUUACGUAUCCUAAAAUACAUACAAUUAAAUUCUAUUUUCACACUUUUUGCAUAAUUUGGCAAAAGUACAUCUUGAUUGGAAAUGACGGCCCCUAAAAAUAUUCUGCUCACAAGUGAUAUUUACCUUGAUUUUUGUUUUCUUCGAACACAUUUUAUCUUUUUAGUGACACUUUUGUCCACUUGGUUAACAAGUACAAUAACUUUUGAAAAAACGUUAUUACGAGCAAAAUUGUUUGGUUUGGUGGAAAUGUGCACAACUGUGGGACAUUCGUAAGUUUUGAAAAAAAUUAAUAUAAAUAAAAUAAAAUACAUAAAAAGAAAUUGUAGAAAUAAUUUUCACAAAAUAAGUAUUGAAAAUGUUUAUUUCACUCUUUGCUUUCAUUUCAUUGUUUUAGAAAUGUAAUUUGUAUUUUUAUGAUAGAUUUUCAUAGUUUAAUAUUGAAAGUCUGGGUCUGGGACAAGACUAAAACAAUAAAAUAUACACAUAAAAAGCAUUUUAAAAGUAGCAAAAAUAAAUGGAGAAGGCCUGGUAAAAAAAAAAAAAAAAAAAAAAAAAAAGCUGAAAUUGGUUUAAUACAAAUCAAACCUUGUGACAUAAAAUUACCCAAAGUUAAAGAAACACAUUAAAUUCAAUCUAUCUAUCAAAAUUCUGCAUUUUUCCUAGAGGUCUCAGACUUUUGGACCCCACUGUAUAUAUUUCUAACUCUGUUCUAUCAGUGUCCUUCAAACCAGCAGUGCCUAACCUUACCAUUGAACUUACCAUGCUUGCAAUUGUGUCAAGCACAUUCAGAAAGGUAACAAUUGUAUUUUGGCCAAGCAGAACAGUUUCCACCUGACGCUGAGCAUGUAGUCCAAAUACCUGAAGAAGACUUUGAGAUAUCACCAAACCAACGGCGCAAGAGGUCACUGCCUGAGACGGGAUCCAAAAGGAUAGCCUAGUAAAAGGGGGGAGUUCAUUGGCGAUGUGUUUGUUGAUGUUCCGUUGGCCUGUAAAGAUAAUUGUGUGAAUUCAGCACAGCAGAUCGGAUGAUUAUGCGCAUAAAUCUCGUAAUAUAACCUCAAAGCUUUCUGUCUGUCCACUUGUACUCCAUUGCUUGUAAAAUAGCAUUAAAUAUUUGUUCGAUUGGAUUCAUUUGUCACAGCAGAGUGCAGGUGAAAGGUGUUUGAUAAUUUAUUACCAUGGAAGGGUUUCCAAACAUCAACACCUCUUCCAAUCAUCUGCAUAUUCACAAAUCAUCAUUUAUGUCUCAUACGCAUUAGUUAUCCAUUUCUGUCUUCACCUGAAAGGUUGUCUUUUUGUAAACAUCCACAGUAAAACAUGCCCUCCGUUGCUUUAUAAUAAAUCAAAUAUUGAUCAUAUUGGAUGAAUGUUUGAUUGAACUCACAGCUGAUUUUACCAAAGGUGGAAUUGCAUGUCUGUGGUGUAUAUUUAGUAUAUUUUUAUUUCAUUUGUAGUUGUUUGUUUUUCUUUUUGUUAAUCCAGAAUAUAGUUGUUGUAAUUGUUGUUUUAACAGUAUCAAAUGCAGUUGGCAUUUAUGUGCAAAACUAUACAUGGAUAUAGUAUUGCUUCUUCAUGUUUGUAACUGCACAUUGUGAAUUCCACAGCCUUAUUUUCUUAUUUAUUUCUGAAACAGAGGAGGCAUUUUUCAAUAAAACUACUGAAAAUAUCA
Molecule: messenger RNA, 14096 nt
Organism: Myxocyprinus asiaticus (Chinese sucker)
Lineage: Eukaryota; Metazoa; Chordata; Actinopteri; Cypriniformes; Catostomidae
Product: collagen alpha-1(XII) chain-like
Exons: 78
Coding region: 223-11070 (3615 amino acids)
Molecular function (GO): protein binding
Source: RefSeq, a predicted model, not a curated record